AUGCUCGGUCGAGUCGAUGAAGCGUUCGUUCGGCAUGUGGUGGAUUCUGCCAAGAUGGACCUGUGGUUCAGCGGUUUCAGCAAUACGUCGAUGCUAGAGAGGCACGUCAGAGAGAGAGUUCCGCAAGUAGCGCAAUGGUUAACCGAAGUAGUGCCGAAAAAAUUCUCCCGAUUGAUCGCGGCUGAGCAAAACGUUAACUGUCGGAAAUUCGGACUCAAGGGGAAAAUAGAUGCGGUGGUGGAGACCGCGGCUGGACGGCAGCAGGGCUUAACCUGCUUGGAAAUCAAAACGGGAAAACCCUGGCACACACAUCUCGGGCAAGUUACUCUGUACCACCUCCUCAUGAUGGACUUGAACCUGAGGGGACCUCCAGGAGGAGGAGCAGCAGCGCCGGCUUGUGCUGAGAUCAAUGAGGUGACCCCUUCCCCCACGGAGUUGGACAACCUCAUGUGUGUGCGCAAUACGUUGGCGUUGCAUUUGGCUAGGAAGAGUCUGCCGGCUACUAUAGGAACCAAGAGGGAAUGUGAACGAUGGAUCUCUGUAUUGCAUUGCGUCCUCGAUCUUAUCUUGUAUCUCGUUGAGAUUCACGCAUGA
Messenger RNA from Perkinsus marinus ATCC 50983, 594 nucleotides. RefSeq lists its product as hypothetical. The record is from RefSeq and is a predicted model, not a curated record. NCBI's taxonomy places the organism in Eukaryota, Perkinsozoa, Perkinsida, Perkinsidae. Bases 1 to 594 code for a protein of 197 amino acids. The transcript has 4 exons.